This is a messenger RNA of Plenodomus lingam JN3, 945 nucleotides long. RefSeq lists its product as uncharacterized. Gene Ontology annotation, cellular component: MutLalpha complex. Lineage: Eukaryota; Fungi; Ascomycota; Dothideomycetes; Pleosporales; Leptosphaeriaceae. Gene Ontology annotation, molecular function: mismatched DNA binding; ATP hydrolysis activity; ATP binding. The record is from RefSeq and is a predicted model, not a curated record. Gene Ontology annotation, biological process: mismatch repair.
AUGCAACCUUCCUUUAUGGGGAAUGAACGGCAAUCGCCACUCCUAGAUAUGCCAGCCUACCCGCCCACCGUCAUGAGUUGCCACCGCAACGAAGAACAAUCAGGAAAUUCGAAAGCAAUGGAAGCCCACUUCAAAAACAUUGAGGCGCGCGAAACACUCCACUUAAGCCAACAUAUCCCUUCCAUCCACACCAUCGCACCUCGCAUCCCCCUUCUCCCCAAGAACCCAACAAAACCCUCAUCACGACGCCGUCGUCGCACAACCGACGGCCUGGAACGUACCAAAUCCUCCAGACUCCCACUCGAGCGUGUACCCCGCGGCUACCAUAUCCAAAACCUAAUUCAGCCCAUGCAACUCACAAUCGCGACCCUAACCCAAGCGACUUGCAACCUCGACAUGCGUCUCAACAGUCUGGAAUGGGGUCGUCUUGCCGACGCGGACUCUAAAAAAUGCUUUGCUGAGCCGGCGUUGGUGGGUAGAGUUACCAUGUGGACUGUUCGGCUCGACGGCUUGCUAGAUGCGCUUUUUGGCCGUCGGAGUGAUGUGGAUACCAUUUGUCUGCUGCAUGAGGGCGUGCAGAGGGGACUUGAGCAGAGGAACGAGGAGGGGUUGGGAAGUCCUGGCAUUUUGCAUGCGGGUCUGGCUGGAGGUGGGGUGAUUGAUGGUGUCGUUGGUACGGGUGGAAAAGCAGGUGUGGAUGUGGAUGACGAUGUCGUCUGUACGACGCUGGGAGAUGGGAUUGUAGAUGUGGAUGAUGGCCGGGAUCAGAGCGUGCAAGUUAAGAAAGCAGAUGACGGAAACGUCAGUCUUGAUAUGUCGCAGUUUCUCAAUCUGGACGCUGAUGUCCCAGUGUCAACGGUAGAGGAGGUGGCAAUGCCGAACCUGGUUCAGUCGGAUGAAGAGUUUGCAAAGGAGAUUGAUGACGAUAUGUUACUUGAGCUCUGA